ACUAGCCCCGAGAGUGCAACGGAGUUUUGCCGACGAAAAUUACAGCGGUGUCAACGCGAAUCUCGCGACUCGCGGUUUACAAUCGCGUAUCUAAUGAAAAAUUUUUAAGUGCUCGUGUUUUAACUAAAAAACGUAAUUACACUGACUGAAAUGAAUAAUUAUUUUAGUAAACAAAUACCUAAAAAUAUGUUAAUUAAAAAAUUAAAGUAACUAAGUGCUGUGGAUUAAUAAAAAAUAAUCAAGUCACACCUCACCGAUGAUACGAAUAUAUCUAUUCUCCGGCUUCAUGACAAUAACAUAUUUUAUCAAGACAAGAUAUACACAGCAUAUAAAACCCAUGAUGAUGUCUAAUAAUUAACUGAUGAGUGAGAGCUUGAUAAGAUGAGAAGGUUAUGUUGACGUCAAUCAAUUCAACGAUUUCAAGAAAAUAAAUAUAUUAAAUGUCAUUGGCAGCUCAAUAAACUGUCAAUUUUAUGGUAUUUAAUCCUUUGACAAUUUUUUGCUACUUACCUAGACAAUAUUUACCAUAUUGACACAUAAAUUUACUGUCAGCGAUUACUUAUCAAUGAACUAUCGAUAUUGAUUUUUUGUUGAUAAUUAUUUUUAAAAACAUAAACAUAUAUAUAUAUCAAUUGACUUGAUAUGUGGUGGAAUAUAAAAAUGUAUAACAAACAAUGAUGAUAUUUCACAAUAUUGUGAGUGAUUUGCAAAACAACCAGUGAAAGUACUUAUGAGUUUGAGAACAAUUUAAUUUAAUGAAUGUGAAAGUUUAAUAAUUUUUUUUUUUAAUUUAUUGCGGAUAAAAAAAAAUAAAUCAAAAGUUAUAAUUAUCAAACUGUAAGUAGAACGCUACGAUAGUUGUCAAGAAAUAAAUUAGUGAGUUUAAUUUUAUUCUCAUUAAAUUACGGAGUAGAUAAAGUACUUGUCAGUUAAAGUAUUGAAUGUAAAAGUUUUCCAGAAUAAAAAAGAAAAAAAAAAGGUACAUAAUAUACCUAACCUGCAGGAAUUUAGGAAGAGAAAGAGGUGAAAGAUGCUGAAGAAGAAAUUUAUUUAUCGGCGGAGUAAAAUAAACAGUCGAUAAAAAUAAAAAUACGCCGGUUGGAGUUAUCAAGGAUAAAUAAAAUACAAGAGUGUAAGCUCCAAGUUACCCAAGUCGGAUCGAGAAGAGUGAGAUGUGAAGCAAACAAGAAAACGAGGGAUGUCAGAGAACCCGGUGAUCAGUAAUCCCGAAGAGGGAGAUAAUACUCUCUACUCUGGGGUGUCUGGUAAUAAAAGUCCAGGCAAUGGAACCAAGGAACGGCGUAUCAGCGUAGAAAAAAAAAUCGAGCUAAAAAAUUCAUCACCAGAGUCGAAAAAUUCAAAAGAAAAGAAAAAAGACAAUGAUUAUUCUGCGACACAGUUACGAAGGCCGUCUAAAGAAUGCGGACAGGUUGAAGGUGUCCUUGAUGAGACGGCACGAGCUAGCCCUGACAAAGCGUCGAAAGUGUCGGAAGAAAAGCAGUUAGAUGAAAAGCCCUCAGAGAUGACUGAGGCUGAGGAAAUUCCUGAGAUAAAUCAAACGUCAUCAACAGUCUCGGGUUGUCGUAGCGAAGACUCUGAGUUGGGAAUCGUUGGACCCGCAACAGCUGCUGAAAAUAUAUUGCACGAUGAUGAAUUGCUAGACCCGGCGAAAGACCAGGCGGAGACGGUUGCCGAGUGGAUGGAGCGCUCUUCUUUGCACAAGAGCAAAACCACCCUGAAGAACAAAAACAACACAAAGGAAUUGUCUGGUCAGGGAGCGACAACGACCACGCGAAAGUCCCAGAGGAUCGUGUCGAGCAUAAUAAAGCGUAGUAUAAAAUGUUUGAACAAGAUGCAUGCGAUGGAGUGCGCCUCGAGCCCUGGUAACAAAACCGUCAAUGACAAGAAAGAUGAUACCACGGGAGAUUCACCAAAAGUGCCGCAAAGUCGUCAGAACGGUGCUGCAUUACCGGAGGAAACCGCGACUGCAGCCUCUGUUACGACUGGCCGGGUUAAAGUUGAGAGAAUUCAAAAUAGUCUUGUUAAAAAGGAACGACAGUCUGAUGAUGAGGAUUGUAGUCAAGUUAAGAAAAAGUCAAGAGUACUGCCGAGCAAAGAAACACGUAAACGACGGUCUACUGACGAGACAAACUUUUCUACAAAUGGUAAUCCUAAAAGAAUAUGCUUUGAACAGAGAGAAAGGUUCAUUGACUCUCUUGUCGGGUGUGACAGAAUCAGCGCCGAGGAAUUAGCUACCCGAGCGGAUGAAUUGAGAGCUGAAGUCCAGGCGCUGGACGAGCUUGCAAGAGCCAAAGAGAUGGAGUGGAAUGAAAUUUUAAGCAUGAGGAAACUUAAAGAAGAAGCUUACCUGAGAGUUGAGAGAAAGAGACAAGUUAUGGGUUUUCUAGAGAAUAAUAACGGUCAGAUGUCUGACAGUUUACCACCAGCGAGUCUAUCGUUGAUGUCUGAGUGGAGUGAAUCCCAUCGAGAAGCCAGUCAAGAACGCCGAGCUCAAGAGACUCCAAGUGCCAGUGAAGUUACUCAUGAAGAGAGAGUAAACUCGAGAUUGCGGAUAGAGGCCGGACGGGAAAAUCUUCAAGCUACAGAGGAUGAAAUUCCUCUGGCGAUUUCAAAGGGCGAUGAUGAGGUGGCAAAUUUGAGUCAAAAAUCAUCGAGAAAUGCUUCCGGAGUGUCUUCCAAGCACCAGCACCAGCAACAACAGCUUGUUGAUGGACGAAAGCAAAGACGUUCUGCUGGUGAACAAAAUUUAGAUAAUAGACAGAUUGGCGAAGGUCGACAAGGCCCGAUCGUUGAUGUCAGAUCAAUAAUUGCUGAUUACCGGUUACGGCAUCCAGAAACGGUACCUCGUCGCGGCAGGAGGAUGAGGAAUUCUGUUAAUGUUAAUCUUGGAGCUGGCGGCGCGAUGGUUGAAACAGGUCACGGAGAUUCUAGACCUUCUAGCACUGACUCGUGCAAAAGUAAUUCCAAUGUUGGAGACGUUAAUAAUCCAAUGAGUUUCAAAGAUGUUCUUGUGCAAUUUGCUAAACUUAGCCAACAGCAAGGUGAACCUGUAAAAACCCCACAAAAUUAUCCGGAUGUAACCCUCCAUCCUGUCGCACCGACUACGGUUACCAUAAAUCCGGCGGCUUCUACUCAGCAAACGGGAUCGCUUCUCCAUGGAAUAUUGACUAAAAAUCAAACGCCUCGACCUACUACAUUCUCGCCGACUCUUGCUAGAUUAUUAACCGCGCCUGAGAGAGAAAGAAAUUCCGCGGCGUCUGCUGCUGUGAUGACCCAGCAGAUAACUCACGGACAAAAUCUUAUUCAGGCUUAUCAAGGAACUAAUCCAGUCUCUAUCAGUGAUCUCCUCUCUUCUUCCAAGGCGCGAACUGAAAUUACAAUUACUCCGGUAGUGAACACUCAGAUACCGUCUACACACUUAAAUAACGUUGUUCAUGUGGAUGACGUUGAAGAGGACAAUUCUCUUAUUGAUGAGAGAGAUACCAGACGAGGUUCAAGUACCCGUGAUAAUCGCGAGGACCGUGAUACUCCUCCCCGUUGUCAAGGAUGUCACGACCGUGCUGCUCAGUUUGUUUGUGCUGGCUGUGGCAACCAAUGGUAUUGCAGUCGAGAGUGCCAGGUUUCCGCUUGGGACGACCACUCAGAAGUGUGUUCUGGUUAGCAUUAGCA
Cotesia glomerata is the source of this 3690-nucleotide messenger RNA. RefSeq lists its product as uncharacterized. The transcript is spliced from 7 exons. Lineage: Eukaryota; Metazoa; Arthropoda; Insecta; Hymenoptera; Braconidae. Bases 1199 to 3682 code for a protein of 827 amino acids. The record is from RefSeq and is a predicted model, not a curated record.